Humulus lupulus (European hop) is the source of this 660-nucleotide messenger RNA. RefSeq names its product proline-rich receptor-like protein kinase PERK8. The transcript has 2 exons. Bases 1 to 660 code for a protein of 219 amino acids. The record is from RefSeq and is a predicted model, not a curated record. NCBI's taxonomy places the organism in Eukaryota, Viridiplantae, Streptophyta, Magnoliopsida, Rosales, Cannabaceae.
AUGGAUAUACGAGCAGUAUCCCUGGCCAGUAUGACCAAUAUAGAAAAAAGCGUUAAAGAGCUAGUCAUAGAGAAUAAUCUAAGGUUGGUUGGCCUUUUGGCCCCUCACCAGGAUGUGAAGGAGUCAACUGCGGGAAGUGUUACCGGUGGAGAAGUUCCCGAGCAGCACCCCGAUGUGUCACAACCUCCAAGGAGGAGGAAAACGGGAAUGACUAUCAGGGAACCUUCCAUCACCCCGCGAGCAGCUGCUGCCCCUGCUCCACCAAGAAAGGGCAAGCAGAAGCAAACACCUCUAAUUAUAUUUCCUGACUGUUUGUAUGUUUCCUUCCCUGCAGAUAUGCCUGUUGAGAGAGCCUUCGACCUGUACACCAAUCCGGCGUGCAACAAAAAAUCUAGUCGGCGCCGUCCUGGGGAGGGAUGUAGCGACCCUUCUGCAAAGAGGGCUCGAACGGAAGACCCUCCUGCACCAACUCCUACCAAAGAGACAACUCCUCCCCCAACUCCUGUCAAUCAAAAUCCACCAGCUCCAGUCGACCAGACUCCUCCUGCAGCUCCUGCUGACAUAACUCCUCCAGUUUCCACUGACCAGACACCUUCUGUCUUCCAGAAAAGCUCCAGGAGAAGCCCUUACAAAAGUAGUCCUCGGCUCAGCCAAGGAUAG